Messenger RNA from Sipha flava (yellow sugarcane aphid), 872 nucleotides. RefSeq names its product serine/arginine-rich splicing factor 2 (gene SC35). The record is from RefSeq and is a predicted model, not a curated record. The coding region runs from base 267 to 722 and encodes 151 amino acids. Lineage: Eukaryota; Metazoa; Arthropoda; Insecta; Hemiptera; Aphididae. Gene Ontology annotation, molecular function: RNA binding. The transcript has 4 exons.
UUUCGAUGUGACUCACUGCGGUCGAAACACCGACUGCACCGUCGGCCAUUUUAUUCGCGUUCUCGUUCAUUUGAACGUGAUUUGCUCGUGGUUGUUCAACAGCUAUUGAUCGCACUUUUCAUUUCUCAAUUAUUGUUUGUUCUUUGACCAUCGUUUUUGUAACUCUCUUACCGUUUUCGUCCGCGUUAUGCGGUAAAUCGUUUUCUAGUGUUGUAACGACAUUACGGUGUUCCGCAGAAACUAGUGAUUGAUAAUUAUUAUUCAAAAUGAGCUACAGCAGACCACCGCCGAGGAUCGAAGGUAUGGUGUCGCUGAAAGUUGACAAUCUCACCUAUAGGACGACACCCGAAGACCUUAGGAGAGUUUUCGAGAGAUGCGGUGAAGUUGGAGACAUUUACAUUCCCCGAGACCGGUUCACGCGGGAAAGCAGAGGAUUUGCUUUUGUCAGGUUCUACGAUAAACGCGAUGCUGAAGAUGCAUUAGAUGCCAUGGAUGGUCGUAUGUUGGAUGGUAGAGAAUUACGUGUUCAAAUGGCUCGUUAUGGUCGUCCUACUUCACCGUAUAGGAGACGUCGCAGAAGGUCUCGUUCGCCUAGACGUCGUUCAUAUUCUAGAUCCCGGUCUCGUGGACGUCGUUCACGUUCUUAUUCUCGAUCACGAUCACGUUCUCGUUCUGGUAGUUCAAGAGGACAUUCAAAGUCAGCCAGUCGGUCAAGAUCAUAAGGUGUGGAUUUUUUUCAAUUAUUUGUGGCAAAAACAAUUUUAGGUUAAACUACUGCAAACAACCAUUUUAUCUACCAUCAUAAUUUUAAAAAUAUUUCAUGACUUAUUAAUCUCUGGAAUAUUUAAUUUCAUUAAAUAUAUAAUCAUACA